ACGCACUCUUGCACUGUCUCUAGAUAUUUGCCACGACUAGUACUCUUAACAACAAGCGACUUACUCUUCUCUUUAUUUAGGCUACCACGUUUGAGCCUCUUUAGGCCUUUUUCCUAUCGCGUGCGCCGAUCACAACUCCUUUAGAAGCAAUGCGUCUCCUACGACGCAGCAGUACUAGCGAUUUUAGCCUUGAGGACUUUGCUAGCGAUAAUACAAUACCCCCCUAUGCGAUACUCUCUCAUACAUGGGGAACCGAUACCGACGAAGUUACCUUUGAAGACCUUAUAAGUGGCACUGGUAAAAAUAAGCCCGGCUUCGAGAAGAUCAGGUUCCGUGCAGAUCAAGCUUGGAAAGACGGGCUACAAUACUUUUGGAUUGACACUUGUUGCACUAUACAGACUCACCACCGACGACAAUGCCCUACGAAAAGAGUGGCAUACGCCGCUGAAAAUGGCGGCAAAAUGCCCCACCAUUGGCGAAGCCUGAAAAGGGACCCUUCUAAUUGUGAGUCUGCUAAGACAUCGUGGUAUCAAAACUACUACAUGGUGACCAAUCAAGACAAUAACGAUAAAUUACAGAAUUCAUGGUGGCAUGACCCUUUAGUAGCCUCUGACAAACUCCCCGAUAAGGCAUACUCAGGGAAGGCGAAGUUGUCCGAUGAUCCUGUCUUCGCGAGAGAGAGUCUAGCUCCUGGGUAA
Molecule: messenger RNA, 698 nt
Organism: Lindgomyces ingoldianus
Lineage: Eukaryota; Fungi; Ascomycota; Dothideomycetes; Pleosporales; Lindgomycetaceae
Exons: 4
Coding region: 150-698 (182 amino acids)
Source: RefSeq, a predicted model, not a curated record